AUGGCGCUCCCUGCGCAGCGGCCCCUGGACACCCUCAAGUACGCCGAGCUCCAGCACAUCGCCAAGACCGCCGGCCUCAGGGCCAACCUCCGGGCAGACAAAUUGCUGAAAGCCCUGAAGCAAUACUUUGAUGGAACAAAGCAAGAAAGUGAAAAUAUGGACCCUGAAAAAAGUGCAUCUGCUUCUUUUGAACUGGAUGAACAGAACAAUCAGGAGGAAGAGUUGCCUGCCUCGGUGUCUUUCAUUACAAAAAGACAUGGUAAAGUGAAGAAAACAAGCAGAAAAAGGAGGAACUCCAAGGAGGAAACUAAUACCAGUGAAGGAAAUAUGGAGCUUUCUGAUGAGAAAGAGCAUCCUGAAAUGAAAGAAAACAAAGUGCCUCGGAGUGAGUGUGGAGAGGGACAGAAGGUAUUCCAAAAUGAAGAACCAGUGACUAAAAAAAGAGCUGCUGAGCAUCCAGGGAUGGGUACUGUUCAGGAAGAACAACCAGAGAAGACAUCUGCUAAAAGCAGUAGAGGUGAAUGUGGCGCUCCUCACACCAGAGGGAAGAUCCCUGUGUACACCGGCCGUGCAGCAAGGUCUGAGAGAACAGCAUCGAAGGCUACUACACCAAACUUUAAAAAGAUGCAUGAAGCUCACUUCAAGAAAAUGGAAUCCAUUGAUGACUACAUGGAGAGGAAGAAAAGAAUGAUUGAAAACUGCAGCAGUUCUCUCAAAGAACUCAAGGUGCUAGCCAAAACACUGAAUCACUUGAGAACGUCGGGAAAAGGCACUCCACCUGACAAGCCCAAGAAAAAAAACAGCAGCAAAACGUUUUUAUUCAGCCCCAAUCCAGAAAGGGGGAGAUUCUCUGGCACCUGCACCCCCAGCAGCCUCCGGCGCUCCCCACGCGCUUCCCUGAACACUGCCAGUCGGAGCAUUCUGGCUAAGAAAACGCCAUUCAAUCCUUCUGUCCUUUCAACAACCAAAAUGAAUGUCAGGUUCUCAGAAGCCACAAAAGACAACGAGCAUAAACGCUCUCUUACCAAGACUCCGUCUAGAAUGUCUCCAUACACAGAGAUCAGCACUCCUGAGAGCCAAAAGAGCUGCAAGCUCAUCAGUCAGAAGAACAGCAAGAGGAAUGCAAGCAAUAAUGAUCUGACUGCAUCAAAGGUUGUCACACCCUUCAAGUUUGCAGCUCACCCUGCAGAGCCCACAAGCACAAAGAAGACGUUUGAUCUCAAAGCAAGUCUCUCAAGGCCGCUUCCGUAUCAGCCACACAAAGGACGACUAAAACCUUGGGGAGAACAUAAAGAGAAUGCAUCCGUCAGUAGCAACAUCUCUUCACGGAAGAAGGACUACAAACAGCCACAUCUCCGGACAAGGGAAGAAAGGCGAGAGAAACACGAGCAAGAGAGGAAAAAGAAAAAGGCUCAGGCUCUGGGAAGCCGUAGAGGACUCUCCGUGGGUUAGGAGGAAUAAGUAUCUGAGAAACUUGUGUAAAUACUCUUCCUGUCCUGUAAAUAUUUGCUGUCUGCCUGUGCUUUAGGUUGCUAUUAGCUAAUGCAGUCCAGAACACUUAGGAGACUUUAGAAUGCAUCUGAGCUUAAGGUUUUAGCAAUCAACUUCUCCAAUGAGAAUAGAGUUCUAAACUUUCAGGUGCUCAGAACUAGCCCUGUUUGCCUAAGAAGGUUUUGAUGUAACUUACUUGGUUAACUAAAAUGUUGAAGAAGAAAAUGUAAGUGGAAAAAAGAUACCGAAGAAGCCUUCUUGCAACUCAGAACAGAGCUCUCCACCACAAGGCCUUUUUUUUUACCCACUGGCAGCUUUGGGCAGCCAGCUUCCUAAGGUGCCCCUGUGAAAUGACAGGGGCUGGAGAUGCCUCCUUGCCCUCUUCCCUUCAGUCCUCGAAUUCUGUACCACCACUUAGCAUUGCUAACUGCAGGCCUAGGAUGUGGUAGGGAAUUUCCAAGAACCACCCAAGCUCUCUGCAGAACUAGAAGCUUUUACAGCAAAACUGUAAAACAGCGUGUUUGUUGAAAAGUCACACCUGAGAAGUGGCUUUACAAAUGACUGCCUGUGUGCUUUUGAACAGGUUUGUUCCUUUCUAUAGUAAAUAAGCAGCUGUUAACAAAAUUCUUCUGCUUUAUCACUCUCUGAUGUCUAAAAACUUGUUGGUAGUGUUGAGGCCCAUUCAGUGCUCCUGUUCUUUUUUGUUUGCUGUUGUUGUUGCUUUUUAUAAACACCUAGAAAAGCUGUCUGGAUUUACUAUGGAUAGAACUGGAAAGAUCACUUAGCAGUUCUAAUUUCAGCUAGAUAUUUGAGCCAAGUAAUUGUUUCUCUGAAUUUAGUCUCCUACAAAACACACCCUGAAAUGUCAAGAACAAGCAAUUAUUUUUAUAAACU
Molecule: messenger RNA, 2385 nt
Organism: Colius striatus (speckled mousebird)
Lineage: Eukaryota; Metazoa; Chordata; Aves; Coliiformes; Coliidae
Gene: NUSAP1
Product: nucleolar and spindle associated protein 1
Exons: 12
Coding region: 1-1452 (483 amino acids)
Biological process (GO): mitotic chromosome condensation; establishment of mitotic spindle localization; mitotic cytokinesis
Cellular component (GO): nucleolus; mitotic spindle; microtubule
Molecular function (GO): microtubule binding
Source: RefSeq, a predicted model, not a curated record